AGCGAGCGCCGCGCGCCACCGCUCGGCGGUUGGCGGCGCUGCGCGGUGCGCGAUGCAUCUCCCGGAAAAGCGAGGCGAGGGGCGGGCCACGCCGGUACGGGAACCCUCAGGAUUGGGCAGAAGGAGGCCGGCGCUCUGACUCCGUCCACUCCCGCCGUUGACAUCCGAGUCGGAGACGCUGGGGAUUGGUUCCCAGCGGACACGCUAAGAAGCCUGGAGAUGGUUUCGCCCUCCUCACACGCCGCGGAGAGGGAGCUCCGCUGAUUGGUCCGGGGAGUCUGGGCGCGCGCCGACCGGCGCUCCAGGAUUGGCUGAGGGUGUGCGCGCGCCGCCAGGGAGCGUUGGCGGUGAUUGGCCAGAGGGCGGAGGCCGGCUAUUUGAAGGCGGUCCGCGGUUUAGGUGCGCACUUCAGUCCGCGGAGAGAAGAGGCGGGAGUGGACCUGGUCUGCGGUACCCUACUGACGCGCCCCCAGCCUCACCGGACCCAGGCGCGGCCUCCGCCACAGCCACAGCCCCUGCCCCUGCUGCGGCACGGCGAGGCGCAGCGGGGCGAUGGCCAAGGUGUCGGUGCUGAACGUGGCGGUCCUGGAGAACCCGAGCCCUUUCCACAGCCCCUUCCGGUUCGAGAUCAGCUUCGAGUGCAGUGAAGCCCUGGCGGACGACCUGGAGUGGAAGAUCAUUUAUGUUGGCUCGGCUGAAAGUGAGGAGUUUGAUCAGAUCCUAGACUCGGUGCUGGUGGGCCCUGUACCAGCAGGGAGACACAUGUUUGUCUUUCAGGCUGAUGCCCCCAACCCAUCCCUCAUCCCAGAGACUGAUGCCGUGGGUGUGACCGUAGUCCUCAUCACCUGUACCUACCACGGACAGGAGUUCAUCCGAGUGGGCUACUAUGUCAACAACGAGUACCUCAACCCCGAGCUGCGUGAGAACCCACCCAUGAAGCCAGAUUUCUCCCAGCUCCAGCGGAACAUCUUGGCUUCGAACCCCCGGGUGACCCGCUUCCACAUCAACUGGGACAACAACACGGACAAGCUGGAGGCCAUAGAGACCCAGGACCCCUCCCUGGGCUGCAGCCUCCCACUCAACUGCACUCCUAUCAAGGGCCUGGGCUGCAUCCCAGGCCUCCUCCCUGAGAACUCCAUGGACUGCAUCUAACUGCAGGAACCCAGUGUCCCAGCACACCAGGAGGGGCAAUCAGACCUCCCAGCGAGUCCUGCAGGGCCCAUCUAGAGGACUUUGGGGGCCAUCAGCUGCAUCCAGGUCUGUCAAACUCAGCCCCUAGGAAAGAACAGGCCUCGGGACUCCCCUAGUCCUGGCCAGAAGGAUGAUCUCGCUUUUCCUGUACAGGCCUAUAAGAAGCAGGUACUUCAGUUCUAAAUUCUUUCUGACUUGUGUUCUUUUCGUCUUCAUAAAUUCUACCUAAGGCCAUUGUGCCACUGCACCCCUGAGUACCACUGACCCAAAGCUUUCCGACAGACCUCCCUGGCCCACCUAGAGGCUUUCUUGGUCAGUGCCUGUCAAGGCUCUGGUCCUGCUGAGCCAAAGGCUCUGUCAUUCCUUUCUCUUCCCGUACAUCUGAGCAGUUCCACUCCAGCUUUCUGGUGUCACAGGCAGGAAUCUUGGUUAGUAGGUAGACUUAGAUCCCAUUUCUGUCCUGCUCCCAGGAAGAUUCUUAGGUCCUCUUCAAUCCAGCAGCCCCUGGAAAACUCUGCUCCCAGAGGUGUGAUCAGCAGGAUGCUGAGGAACCAUGUUGCCUUUCCUGUCAAUCACAGCCACCUUCCUGUUAUCUCCUAAAUGGAUCUGGCUUUUUCUGGUUGGAAGAUGGUAUCAGAGGGCCUGCGUGCACAGUCUGUCUCUGGGUCGGGGUCAGGGACCCUCUGCCUCUGGCAGCCUUAAUCUUCCCUCUGCUAGGACCAGGGUGAUUUCAAGCCAGGGAAGCAACUGGGACCCUGAAAACCGUCCUUCCCCAGCCUGCUCCCCGUCUCUGUGCCCUGGUCCCCUUGCUGCCAUGUGGAUGCUGUUGUGAUUGCUGUUUGUAUAUUAUUAAAAUGUUUUUAUAUUAAAAAUGUUUGGUUGGUCUGAAAAUUAAAAGCACUUCGUUUAGAA
Messenger RNA from Rhinopithecus roxellana (golden snub-nosed monkey), 2103 nucleotides. RefSeq names its product anti-silencing function 1B histone chaperone (gene ASF1B). Gene Ontology annotation, molecular function: histone binding. The transcript has 4 exons. Gene Ontology annotation, biological process: DNA replication-dependent chromatin assembly. Bases 553 to 1152 code for a protein of 199 amino acids. Gene Ontology annotation, cellular component: nucleus. The record is from RefSeq and is a predicted model, not a curated record. NCBI's taxonomy places the organism in Eukaryota, Metazoa, Chordata, Mammalia, Primates, Cercopithecidae.